Eleginops maclovinus (Patagonian blennie) is the source of this 3275-nucleotide messenger RNA. RefSeq lists its product as uncharacterized. The coding region runs from base 385 to 1689 and encodes 434 amino acids. Gene Ontology annotation, cellular component: plasma membrane. The record is from RefSeq and is a predicted model, not a curated record. Gene Ontology annotation, biological process: monocarboxylic acid transport; transmembrane transport. Lineage: Eukaryota; Metazoa; Chordata; Actinopteri; Perciformes; Eleginopidae. The transcript has 5 exons. Gene Ontology annotation, molecular function: monocarboxylic acid transmembrane transporter activity.
CCACAGCAGUAUGCUUUUCCUAAACCGGUGACAUUUAACCGGUGCACGUCGGGUAAGUUAAUUAUGAUAUAGUUUACAGCCGUUUGAAAGAGUCCCCAAGAUGGUCGUAAGGGGAGCGUGUUGGGACUUAAUAGAGGUUGAAGAAAAGGUUCAAUUAUAUCUCAAACAUCAUCAGGGUUACAGACGCCUAGGUCUGUUGUUUUCACGGGAUUACUUUAAACUUCAGAAUAAGAGCGCAGGGAGAUUUUAAAGUCAGCUGUGCUUGAAGACUUCACGGUGCUGUAACCGUGUUUGAACCUGCAACAUGCUUAGGAUUCCAGCAGUGGUUCUGUAGUGGGGUUAAAAAGCACAGACAGCGGAGCGGCCUGCAGUGAGGCGCUGAAGAUGAACUCCAGGAGACCUCCUGACGGGGGUUACGGAUGGAUUGUGGUCAUAUCUGCCUUUUUUAUCAUGGGCCUCACUGCUGCCGUUCUCAAGAACUUCGGCCUUUUCUUCCUCGACAUCCAGAGUCACUUUCAAGUCCUGACCAGCACUACCUCAUGGGUCACCUCCACUACAAUCGGCAUGUUUCACCUAGGAGCUCCAGUGGCCAGUGUGCUCACCCUACGUUUUUCUCAGAGGGUGGUCAUCAUGGUAGGAGGUCUGCUGUCUGCCUCUGGGAUGUUGCUGGCCUCUCUGGACCUCAGUCUGCCGUGGCUCUACCUCAGCAUGGGCAUCAUGCAAGGACUGGGCAUUUGCUUCGCCUGGAUCCCUGCCAACAGCAUGGUGAGCCACUACUUUGUAAAGUGGCGUCCCAUUGCCUACGGCAUCGCAAGCUCAGGAGAGUGUGUCUUUGCCUUCCUGUUCAGCCCCUUCUUCCUGUGGCUGAUCGAGAGGUACAGCUGGCAGGGGGCGCUGCUCAUCAUCGGAGGCCUCCAGCUCAACCUGUGUGUCUGCGGCGCCCUCAUGAGACCGCUGGAGGGCACCCAGAGCCCAAUACAGGAAAAAGAAGACAAUCUAGAAGGUGAUGCCGCUGAGCUCCCUCCAAAGAGGAAGGUCAUCUUCCAGUUCUCCCUGCUGAGAAAACCUGAACUACUGCUCUACAUCCUGUUUGCCAUUUUUGCGGCGGCAGGGUUUUUCAUCCCACCUCUCUUUCUAGUGCCCUUUGCUAACAGUUUAGGGAUGGAUGAGUACUGGCCAGCAUUCAUCCUCUCUAUCCUGGCAUUAGCAGACCUGGCAGGGAGGCUCCUCUGCGGUUGGUUCGCCAACAUGCGUCUGGUUAGGAACCUGCAGCUGCUCACCAUGGUGGUCACUCUGCUCGGGGUGGUGCUAAUGCUGCUGCCCAUCAACCAAAACUACUGGGUACUCAUUGUCUUCGUCUCUCUCUAUGGGUUCCUGUUCGGCUGCGUGGUGGCGAUUCAUGUCACCUCCAUUGUGGACAUUGUAUCCCUGGAGGGCUUUGACAACGGACUUGGGCUCUUUAUGCUUUUUAGGAGCAUCGGGGGCUUCAUAGGUCCACCUGCUGCAGGCUGGCUGGUAGACCAAACAAAAGACUACAGCUCUGCCUUCUACCUUUCGGGUGCUUGCAUCAUUUCUUCAGCCGUGUUUGUCGUUCUGGUGGACCGCAUUCUUCAGAAAAAUAAGUGCAUCGAGGCUGAAGAUCAAAGGUCAUACACCCAGGACAUCUCAGAGGCAGAAAAGGUCAACUGAGGCUUGUUUUUCUUGGUUUGUUACUUCGUCCUGAGCCUGAGGUGUCAGAAAGACUCGUCAUUAUUUAGUCACGACCUGCUCUGACGUUAUAGCAGCGUUAGGUUAUUAACCCUAUCCGUCCCUGCAGCCUCUCACUGCCAAUUAACAAUCUAAAGUACAUAUCCAUCAUAAACCCUGAUACAACUUUUAGAAUUAAAUAUAAACUUUACUUUCUUUUAACCUUUGCAUGACAGAAUUGUUUUUAAGUAAAGUACCUAUUUAUUUUAUUUAAGUUUUAACAAUUUUAUAUUUUUCCUAGUGAACAUUCCCAAUGCCUCAUGCUCGACUCGUUGGCUGUUGAGGUCUGUGAACAAAUGCUAAAGCAAAUGCUUUCUCCUUUUUAAACCUCCACACCAUUGGCCAACUGUCAGUCAGAUACAUGAUGUUUUGGGGUUUUAUAUCCGUCCCUCCCAUUCUCAGGAAAGCAAUAUCUCAAGAGCCCCGUCAGGAAAAUUCUUCAGAAUUUCCUCAAACAACCACCACAAACUGAUGGGUUCAUGGUGGUCAAAGGUCAAGGUUACUGUGACCUCAAAAGCCAUUUUGGCCAUAACAGCAAAAAUUAAAAUGCUUAUUUUGACUAUUUAACAGAAAUGUAAUAACUGGGUUUUGUGUUUUUCAAGGGUUUAUUUGACAAUAAAAAACAUCACUUCAGUGAUCCUUUGACAUUUUACUGUUGCUACAGUGGGGAGCCAUGGCACCUAGCUGUAAAUAACUCUGUGUGUAACCUAAGUGUUGCCUUUCUCUGUAAAGAUCAUGAAGGGCUUAUUUUGUUGCACAGGUUAUGGUUUAGCUUGUGACUUGCAGGAAUGAUUGGAAAUUCUUAAUGAUUUUGAUAUCUUGAGAUCCAGAUAACUUGUUUUAGUCCUGAUGCACUCUAAUACUAACCCAUACUGGAAAAAUUAACCUUUUAAAGCCAAUUCAUCUCGGAAAGGUUUUUAACAGAUUAUAUCCAAUUUAAUCAAUGACUUCUGGUUCCUCACUUUUAAAGGUGUUGUCUCUCAAUUUAUAAUUUAAUAGUUCUCAUGUUACCAUGUCUUUUCCACACAAAUAAAUCACUUUACUCAUGAUGAAAACACAUUUCUUGACAUUUUCAUCUAUGUUUGCCUUAACGUUGCCAAAGCUUAAUACAGAUCUUGUGUAGCUGAGGACUCUGCUACAGGGGCUGCCCUUCACAGCAUGAAACUGAUACCAGGAUAUUUGUAGUAGCUUUAAGGAGUCUGUCCUAUCAUUGCUCAGGAGUUAGUCCCGUUAUGUAACCUCAUAAUCAUGUCAGUUUCAGCCCUCACAAUGACCUUGCACUUUUGGUUUGAGCUUAAAUGAUUAGGUGAUCAAAAGAAAAUGAAUCUGACUUUAUUUGACUUUUUUUAUUUGACAUACUAGGACCUUUUUUUUCUUAUUUUCGACAUACUAUUCUUUGCCUUCUUUUGACAUACUAUACCAUAUAAUGUCUUUACUUUUUUCCACAUACUGUACAAUGGCUUUUUUUUCUUUGUUUUGCAUGAACUUAUUUUUACUCUUUUCAAUAAACUAUAACCUUUUUUCACUUA